Molecule: messenger RNA, 1018 nt
Organism: Panicum virgatum (switchgrass)
Lineage: Eukaryota; Viridiplantae; Streptophyta; Magnoliopsida; Poales; Poaceae
Exons: 3
Coding region: 102-710 (202 amino acids)
Source: RefSeq, a predicted model, not a curated record
UCAGGUUGUGUGGACCCGGGAACCAAAAGUCCUCCAUCUGCUCCGCCGCACGAUGCGUAACAUUCGUAGGAACAUGGGAGGCUCAGAAAGGAAGCGGAGCGAUGCCGGCGGUGGAGCUCCGCAAGACGACCUCCUGUCUAGAUCUCCAACCCCACUGCGCAGCCCAUCUCCGCCGCCACCGCCCUCUCUUGCUCCGUCGCCCCGGCCCCCGUGACGUUGAAGGAGUCAACAAGACGAGCCGCCUCCCCGACGACCUCCGCUGUCGCGUCAUCGCCUUGAUGCGCUGCCCCAUCGUGACUCAGGCGCCCCCCGAAGCCCUACCUCGACAUGCUGCCCCACCGCAUCGCCGCUGUUGUGGCUUUGGCUAUCCCCCCAACGUGCCGCCCAACCCAGGAGCGGCAUCACCGCGCACCCCAGCCCCGGCUGAGCUUGUCCCAUCCCGAAUAGGCGGAGUUGGAGAGGAGUCGGCGGAGCUCGAGAUCCCCCGGGACGGGACGGUGGUGGAGCUAAACGAGAGCAACUUUGAUGCGGUGGUGCGCGCCAUGGACUGCCUCUUCGUUGAAUUCUACGCCCCCUGGUGCAGCCACUGCAAUCGCCUCACCCCGCAGUGCUGCAGACUGAGAGGGUGCACACAUGGCCUCCAGGAGGUGCAGCUACGGCACACCCGUGGGGUGGAGGCUGACUCAAAUGACAUAUGGAGUGUAGGUUAGCUGUUCGAGAAAAUGCCCAAGUAGCAGUCGAUGAUUGUUCCAACAAGCUUGCAGUUGAUACUGAUGACAAACAAUUCCAUGCUUUCAUUGCUUGCAGAGGAUGUCAAGCACUUGCAUCCAGUAAGUCAAUACCUCCUCUCCCCCCUUGCUCAGAACAUAAAUAUAAAUCCAAUUUGUGUAUUGGAUAACCUAUUUGUGCUUUAUUAGAUCCUUUCAGGUUCAGAAAUUUUAUCCUACCUUUUAUCCUACAUGCAAGGAAAUAAUGUGGUGAUUACUUUUAUAUCAAUUUUAUUUUGUUCUGCUGUUUA